Molecule: messenger RNA, 1449 nt
Organism: Branchiostoma floridae (Florida lancelet)
Lineage: Eukaryota; Metazoa; Chordata; Leptocardii; Amphioxiformes; Branchiostomatidae
Product: C-type mannose receptor 2-like
Exons: 6
Coding region: 1-1449 (482 amino acids)
Source: RefSeq, a predicted model, not a curated record
AUGGACGUGGAGAGGCAGUGGGCUUUUGCGGACGGCCAAUCUCUCGAUUCGUCGGUAUAUUCCAGCUGGCACCCCAGUCAACCAAACAAUCAUGCUAACGAAGACUGUGGCGCAAUUUCGGAUUCCGGACACUGGCAUGACAGCACGUGUAAUAGCCCCACUAGGAGAUUCAUCUGCCAGUUACAACCAGGGUGCCCAUCAGCAGGCUACGUUAGCUUCAGUGGAAAUUGCUUCAAGUUCUUUGCAGAGAUGAUGACGUAUUUUGACGCUAAACAGACGUGUGCAGAUGACGGUGCCCUGUUGGCCAUGCCGAAAGACAGCGCGACCAACUCUUUUAUCACCAGCCUUGUACCACCCGGCGGACGUAUUUGGAUUGGAAUGACCGACAUAAAAGUGGACAGACAGUGGGUAUUUGCGAACGGCCAAUCUCUGGAGUCAUCGGUCUAUUCCAACUGGGGCACAGAUGAACCAAACAAUCAUGCUAACGAAGACUGUGGCGCACUUUCGGAUUCCGGACACUGGUAUGCCAGCACGUGUAAUACGCAAAUCAGGAGAUUCAUCUGCCAGUUUCAACCAGGGUGUCCAACACCAAGCUACAUAAGUUUCAGCGGAAAUUGUUUCAAGCUAUUUGCUGAGACGAAGACGUUCUUUGAUGCCAGACAGACGUGUGCCGAGGAUGGUGCCCUGUUGGCCAUGCCGAAAGACAGCGCGACCAACUCGUUUAUCACCAGCCUUAUACCAACCGGUGGAGGUCGGUGGGUUGGGCUGUCUGAUAUGGAAGUGGAAGGCCAGUGGGUAUUUGCGGACGGCCAAUCUCUGGAGUCAUCGGUCUAUUCCAGCUGGUAUCCAGAUCAACCAAACGAUUAUGGUGGCCUGGACUGUGUCAACCUUUUUGCUUCCGGGCGCUGGGAAGAUGAUUCAUGUGACGCCAACAAGACAUUCAUCUGCCAGUUCCAAACAGCGUGUCCAAUAGCGGGCUACGUCAACGUCAAGGGAAUCUGCUACCAGUUCUUUGCUCAGAAGAAGACGUACGGCCAGGCUGAAGAGACGUGUGCCGCAGGCGGGGCGCUGCUAGCCAUGCCGAAAGACAGCACGACCAACUCUUUUAUCACCAGCCUUGUACCACCCGGCGAACGUCUUUGGAUUGGACUGACUGACAUGGAAGUGGAAAAACAGUGGGCUUUUGCGGACGGCCAAUCUCUGGAGUCAUCGGGCUAUUCCAGCUGGCACCCAACGUGCCCGAUACCAGACUACGUGAGUUUCAAGGGAACCUGCUACAAGGACUUUACAGAGCGCGUGACGUACAGCCAGGCCGAACAGGCGUGUGCCGCGGACGGAGGAAUGCUGGCCAUGCCGAAAGACAGCGCGACCAACUCUUUUAUCGCCAGUCUGAAACACGGAGGGCGAUGGCUUGGGCUGACUGCCGGGGACCAGAAUGGCCAAUAUUGA